Cyclopterus lumpus (lumpfish) is the source of this 1397-nucleotide messenger RNA. It is a transcript of the gene crybb3, whose product is annotated as crystallin, beta B3. Gene Ontology annotation, biological process: visual perception; lens development in camera-type eye. The coding region runs from base 443 to 1204 and encodes 253 amino acids. NCBI's taxonomy places the organism in Eukaryota, Metazoa, Chordata, Actinopteri, Perciformes, Cyclopteridae. The transcript is spliced from 6 exons. The record is from RefSeq and is a predicted model, not a curated record. Gene Ontology annotation, molecular function: structural constituent of eye lens.
GAGAAAGGUAAAGAAACAACUAAACCACAGGAAACUGUAGAGCAAAGGAUCUGGGUGGGGCCAAUACUGCUGAGUGAGGCUGAUCUGUGUUCAUUCUCUUGGCUGGCGGUCGGUGCGUGUUCCCACUAUGGGAUCAGGAUGGCAGCACUGGCAGAGCUGGGCAGCGGGUGCUAGUGUGCCAGGGGGCAGAGCGGCACGCCUAUUGAGAAGCAGUGUGAUGGACACAAUGGGUGUGACAGACUUGCUGCAUCAACAGGCUUUUUGCUGCUGUGGCCAGAAAUAAACCAUAAAUACCCCGGCCGGCCUCCAACGACCGCUCGCCAGGCCUCCACACUCACACACGCCCUCACACCGAGACCAGCAGAAGAGACAGGAAAGAAAGGAAGGACACAGAGCGUGGCGUGUACACAGUGCAUUGAAGCACAGGCCAUCCAGAAGCAAAAUGACAGACCAGCAGGGGAACCCAGACCAGCUGCCUGCAGAGAAGGGCCAAGGAGGGACCGGAGCCACAUACAAGUUGGCAGUUUUUGAGUUGGAGAACUUUCGCGGAAAGAAGGUGGAGUUGUCUGGUGAAUGUAAAGACGUGUUGGAGAAGACGCAGAGAAUCGGUUCGGUCAUUGUGGAGUCCGGACCAUGGGUGGGGUUUGAGCGUCCAGGGUUUGCAGGAGAGCAGUUUGUGCUGGAGAAAGGAGAGUACCCUCGCUGGAGCACCUGGACCAACUGCCUGAGCAGCUACAGCCUGAGCUCCUUCAGGCCUCUGCACGUGGACAGUGCAGAUCACAAGCUGCACCUGUUUGAGAAUGCAGGCUUUGAAAGUAGAAAGAUGGAGAUUGUUGAUGAUGACGUCCCCAGUCUGUGGGCUCAUGGUUUCCAGGACCGCGUCGCCAGUGCCAAGGCUAUCAAUGGAACGUGGGUGGGAUACAUGUAUCCAGGCUACAGGGGGCGCCAGUAUGUGUUGGAGCGUGGAGAUUUCAAGCACUGGAACGAUUGGGGCGCCUCUGCACCUCAGAUCCAGUCCGUCCGACGUGUGCGGGACAUGCAGUGGCACAAGAGAGGGUGCUAUAUUGCUCCUGCUCCUGCCCCUACACCUCCCAAUCCCAAUCCCAAUCCCCCUCCCACUCCUGCUCCUGCUCCUGCUCCUGCUCCCAACCCCACUCCCAAUCCUAACCCUGCUCCUAACCCCAAAUCCCAAACUCAACCCUAACUUUAACAUCAGCACCUCCUGCACCAACUGGAGCAGGCUGAAGGCAGCUGGCCAGUCCCCAGUCUCUCCACUACGCCCACUGUUAGUCUAGAAUAUUUGACCCUGACAUUUUGAAAAACUGUAACUGACCACAACGAAACAUGUAAAUCUGUUGAAAAUAAAGGUUUUGGCCCUGAUUUUGGCUAUCCGCAAA